AAAAGAGUUAUUCCUCAAAGUAUUUUGGUGAAAAUUUCUCUUCUCAGAUUCACAAUCUCGUGCAAAGUCCUGCCGCUGCCGCCUGCGUACAAUCUCUCCCUCAGCCACUCCUUCCGACGACCAACAGUAUUCGACCAGAGACUUUGUUGGUUUUUCCCUGGUGUUUCUAGGGAUUCGACGAGAGGAACAAGAGCUCCGGCCGCCACUCGUUUCCCUGUCUUUCGCUUACUCAAUUCCAGUUUAAGGUGAUAGAAUGAAGAAGGAACCAGAAAUAAAGAUUGCAAAGUCAAGCAAACUUAAAUUAGACAACGGAGACAGUGAUGAUCAAGAUCAAGAAUUGUCCUCAGAAUAUGAAGAACUAGAAAAAGAGAUUGAGAGAGAGCUUGCAGAAGUUACAUUUGAGGAACUACAGAAGGCCCGCUCAGAUGGAUCGGAGGUCCUGUAUAUGAGACCCCCAGCGGAGGAAAAGAGUGGCCGGCGUAACAAAAACAGGCCAAUGGAGAUGAGUAGCAAGACGCCGGUUGGCCGGUUUAGAGAAGUUGUUCAAGUGUCUAAAAAGGUUGUUCGUGACCCUCGCUUUGAAACAUUGUGUGGAAAUCUUGAUGAGGAAGGAUUUAAGAAGAGAUACAAGUUUCUUUAUGAAAAUGAUCUUCCAGCUGAAAGAGAGGAUCUAAAGAAACAGAUGACGGAAACCAAGGACCCAAAGGUCAUUGAUGAAAUAAGUAGUCGUAUAGCUUGGAUUAAUAAGCAAUUGAAAUCUUCUUCAACAAGGAAUACAGAAAAAGAGAUUCUGUCUGAACACAAGAAAAAACAGAGAGAGGCAGCAAAACAAGGGAAGCAACCAUUUUAUCUUAAAAAAUCGGAAAUACGAAAGCUCAAAGUUAAAGAGAAAUACAAGGAACUCAAGGAAUCCGGGAAGCUUGAGUCUUUUAUCGAGAAGAAGAGACGAAAAAAUUCUGCAAAGGACCACAGGUACAUGCCAUACCGGCGUUCUGAAGAAUAAGGGUAACAGUGAAAUGGUGAGUCUGUUUAGCCAUUUUCGGAGGGUUGAUUUGAGUCGAAAUGUCGAAUUCUUACCUUGGAUCCUUGGUUGCUACUACCUUUUGUUGAGGGCUAUUUAUGAUCUUAGAAAAUCUUUGACAAUUUGUAGUGACUUGUGUACCUUUUCAAGUGUUUGUUUUUUUUGACUAAAUGGUACUCCUUCCAUCCCACCUCCAAUGAGACUUGCAAAGUUAAAGGGUC
Molecule: messenger RNA, 1242 nt
Organism: Cuscuta campestris
Lineage: Eukaryota; Viridiplantae; Streptophyta; Magnoliopsida; Solanales; Convolvulaceae
Source: the annotation of a GenBank genome assembly